This is a messenger RNA of Ziziphus jujuba (common jujube), 1873 nucleotides long. RefSeq lists its product as uncharacterized. The record is from RefSeq and is a predicted model, not a curated record. The transcript is spliced from 3 exons. NCBI's taxonomy places the organism in Eukaryota, Viridiplantae, Streptophyta, Magnoliopsida, Rosales, Rhamnaceae. Bases 674 to 1126 code for a protein of 150 amino acids.
UUGAUCUUCCUCACUGUUUUAGGUCGUGCUGUACCCUGUUUUUCUUUUAUUGCAGUUGUAAUAUUUCUUUCAUUCUUGUUGUAUUUAUUAUGCACUGGAUUACUGUAUUUAUUUUGAAGUGCUGCAAAAAUUUGUGGAAUCAAUUUGUAGUAUUGUGGGAGGAAUAAGGGGAUAUUUUUAGAAGUGUGUUUUCAGUGCAGGUAGUUUGUGGUAAGUAAAUCCCUUAGGGGAGGCUCUGCCGGAUUUUCCGUUGGAGAGUUCGGUAGGGUUUCCCUGGGAUCAGGGCUGUCUAGGGUUCCGGGGAAGGAAUUCUGGACGGGUCCUGACAUAAAUGUCUUAAAAUAAUAUUGUUAAGGCUUAAAAAAAAAAAAAGAAAGAAGAAAAAUCUGUGUUGCAAAUGGAAAUCAGUAUCAGUACUGCUUCAUCUUUAAAUAUUGCUCAGCUAGCCGUGCAAUGUCCAAGCUAGUUAGAACAAAAUCAAAAAGCAUUCAUCUUUAUCCAUAUAUAUAUCUCUCUCUCUCUCUCUCUCUCUCUCAAUUUUACUACUAGUAGAUCCAUGGCUUCCGACAUUAUUUUCCUCCCCGCUGCAAAGCUCCGAGUGCUUGCCGAACGAAUUCAUCUCAUUGAAUGAACAAACUUAGCGGACAUCCAAUUUGCUUCAACAACCGAAGAAAUGGUUUAUCUCCGAAUCUCCAGCUUCAAUCUUCAUUCCGUUGGGAGCAUUCUAGAUGCAAGUGAUGCAGCAGUGACCAAGUAUGCGAGCGACGCCGUUCGCCGUCCUAUUGCUUCUCUCAUCUUUGCUUACAUCGAGACAUGUCUCAACAAUGCGCUGCAGAUCUUCAACAACUACACUGUUCGAAGGGACAACCUUGACAAAAUCGCCCCCCAUCUCCAAAACCUUAUCAAAGAAUUGGAUGAUCUGGACACUUCCAAUUCCGCCGAUGUUACGGCUCUCACCAAGAAAAUUGAGAAGUUCAACGAGGCUAUUACCAACUACACCAAGAUGAUUGCAAAUACCCGUGCUUCUGAAGAUUUCUCUAGACGUCUCAAGGACAGCGGCAUCGACUUCCCUACCUUGGUCCGAAGGUAUCAGGCAAAUCUUGGGUUUUCUGGACAAUUUGAGUAGCUGACAGAUGAACAGAAGAUAUUGGUGUAUGAUUCAAUAAUAGAGGCUUCAGGUCGGGGAAAAGUACUCAAUCAUAAAGUUCUAAAGGCAAUUUCUGUGCCAGGAAGUUUUCGAAGCAAUCAAUUGAAAGAUAUAACCAUUGAGGAUGCUUUUGGAAAAGCAGUGCUGCUGAGGAAUGCAGCAGUCAUAACUUGGGAUGUAUUUACGGCUGAGCACCCAAUCAAAGCAGUGACAGGUGAUGCAAUUGUGAUAGCAGCUAACAAAGGAGGGGCAUUAUUGGGAGAUAGAGUUUCAGCUGCCAUGGUGACAUUAGAGGUUGCAGAGGCAUCUGCUCUGUUCGUUACAGGGGUUGGAUUUGUGGUUGGCUUUGCGGCAGGUUUUAUUGUUGGUCAAAUUGCUGGCGCUGUUUUCGAUGCAAUUUUCGGCUCAGGAGGGUCUGAUCCUCUGCCUAAUCAAGACCAACUCUUCUAUGCAGCUACUAUGCCUGAUGGCAAAGAGUUGGCCAGACUUAUUGCCUAGACUUCUACCAUAUCAAAUAAAUAAUCUAAGCUCGGUGCAUGUCCAAUAAAAAUAAAAAUAAAAAUAAAAAUAAAAAUAAUAGUCUACUAGACCAUCCUUAUUUACCAAAAAAAAAUAUUAAACCAUCCUUAAUACAAGGAAUUAAUAAUUUCAUCUAUGGAUAAUGUUUGGUAUCUUGCUUAUGUAUUGUUUUGAAUUGCACCAAUAAAAUAAUUUACGUUUGAGUAA